Messenger RNA from Iphiclides podalirius (scarce swallowtail), 906 nucleotides. The record is from the annotation of a GenBank genome assembly. NCBI's taxonomy places the organism in Eukaryota, Metazoa, Arthropoda, Insecta, Lepidoptera, Papilionidae.
AUGAUCGAGGAGCUCAGCUGGUGGCUAGACAACAUAGAUCAGAGUUCCCCAAUAUACUACCCUACACCAACAGUAUUUAUAACAACAGUUCGCUAUUGCUCCCCAACCCUUGUCGGCUGCGUAGCCGACAAGGGUUGGGGAGCAAUAGCGAACGGACAACAUCUGUGGGGUUUGUGGGCCCCUCGUCAACAAAAGUGGCACAGCAACCAGAAGGAACUUUGGACAGUUUACGAAGUCUUAAGUCGGUUGGGACCCAAAAUACAGGGAAAAUCGCUAAUGUUACAAACCGACAAUCGUACGAGUGUAGCCUAUGUCAUGAAACAGGGAGGUACAAAGUCCUUGAUUCUGCUACAAACAGUAACGAAAAUACUAGAACUCUGUCGAAAAUUGCGGUGUCACAUAACAGCUCGUUACAUACCGGGUCAGUACAACGGGAUAGCGGACGGGCUAUCGAGAGCAAGAGCCCUCCCAGAGUGGCAUCUCAACAAAAUAGCGUUGAAAGCAAUCUUGCAGGAAUUGGGCUAUCCCGAAAUCGAUUUGUUUGCUUCCAAAAACUCGGCGAUCGUACCAGCUUACGUCAGCGAAGACGCGACGGACGAAAAGAGCCAAUUCACCGACGCAUUCAGCCGAACAUGGCGCUACCAGUUGGGUUGGAUCUUUCCCCCGCCUGCACUCAUCCCCCAAGUACUACGGCACUUGAAAUUAUCAGAAGGCCAUUAUCUCCUUGUAACUCCAACAUGGUCUCGAGCGUUCUGGGAACCAGAGGUACGGAGACGAGCGAUGGGAUCUCCAUUCAGAAUACGGAAUUUGCAGUCGAACUUAGUCGACCUACGGACCAACCAGCCGCCACCAGAAGUAGACAAGCUAAAUUUGGUGGUAUGGAAGGUUCAGGGUGGGCAGGCCAAC